CCGUAGUUGCAUCAGUCCUAUCAGUUUUUCUGUUAGCGGCGCUUCAACUUCCUUAUUUGUUCCCUUAGUACCAUUUCCUCUUUCAGUUACUGAUGUGUCUUUUCUUCAAGAGUACAGCUUCAGAUACGUUUUUUUGGGUCGGUUAAGCUGUCAAAGAAAGAACAAACGAUCAAAUACGCACUUUACAAAGUUAAAUGAAGGCUGUGUGUUGCUGCCAUCGACUUGUCCUCAGUUUUAAAGACUGACAUUACUUUGCUCGUGCUUAGCGGGGGAGCUUGUGCAAGAUUGGUGAGUACAGCAGACGUCGGAUCAUUUAUCGAGAUUUGAACAUUCCUCAAAUACAACAGCAUGAUCAUGUUGUGUCCAUUUCCUGUCUGUCUCCAGCUUUGAUGUGUCCAUGUAUAUAUGUGUUUUAUGUGCUUAUAUGAUGUGACUAAGAGAGAAGGAACAGACAGCGAAUGAAAUGGUGUGUGUGGGCGUGACGACGUGUAUGUAUAUAUGCCGUAGCAACACUGUGUGUUGAGUGUAUGUGAUGUCGGGGGACACAAGCACCCUGUCCUGGAGGAGCAUGUCUCCUACCAGCCAGCCAGACUUCUCGGACGCGUCUCCCACGACAACUUUCUCCAGGGACAACAUCUUCCCGACGAAGAUCAUCAAAGUGUGUUUCCUUAGCAACAACUCUAACCUGGGCAAGAACUUCAAACUGGUCCGCUGUGAAGAGGGAUGGACUGUCAGGUCCAUCAUCAAUGCGGUGCUGUCUAGCGGCUGUGUGGGUCCAGAGAUAAAACACAACCACUGUUAUGGCCUCCUCCUCAAUCACCUCAAGUCCUCAGAGAUACACUGGCUACACCCAGACCUGACUGUGUCUGAACUCACCCAGCGCUAUGAGCAGCAGCACCUUGAGGCUGAGUGGAGAUAUGACCUGAGGAUCAGAUACAUCCCAUCAGACUUCGUCAAGAAAUUCGAUGAUGACAGAACCACCUUGCUCUACUUUUACCAGCAGGUGCGAAGUGAAUACAUGCAGCGGUACGCCUCUAAGGUCAGCGAGGGGAUGGCCCUACAGCUUGGCUGUCUGGAAAUAAGGAGAUUCUACAAAGACAUGAAUCCAAAUGGACUGGAGAAAAAGUCCAACUUUGAACUAUUAGAGAAGGACGUGGGGCUGGACUUGUUCUUUCCCAAAGAGCUGAUCAACAAUAUUAAGCCUAAGCGGUUGCGUCGGAUGAUCCAGGACACGUUCCAGGGCUACUCCACUCUGAAACAGGACGAGUGCAUAGCCAAGUUCUUCAGCACACUGGCUCAAUUCUGCAGCUACACACAGGAGAACUUCGCCUGCCAGCUAGUGCUUGGUUGGGAUGUAGCGAUAGAACUGGUCAUUGGUCCUAACGGCAUCAGUCAACAAAGUGAAGACUUAAACCCCUCCUGUAUGGCUAAAUACUCUCAGGUGCAGAGUAUCUCUACCUCUGCAGAGAGUGACGGUCAGGCUCUGCUCACCGUCCAAAUAGAGGGAUCCAAACAGCCACUGUCGGUGAAAACCUCGUCCCUAGCUGUAGCAGAGAACAUGGCUGACCUGAUCGACGGCUACUGUCGGCUAGAAAGCGGCUCUGAGACCUCGCUCAUUGUCAGGCCCAGCAAAGGGAGAGACACAAGACCAAAACUGCCUGCCAUCCCAACACAACAUGGUGAUUCCAGUGUUCCUGAUAGAGGAACAAAUUCAGAUAUUUAUGCUGAGAUUCCAGAGAAAACAGAAGACUCUUCUGAGAAGUACGGGAUCUCCAGAGAUCAUGUUGUUGUGGGUCGCAUCCUGGGCGAGGGAUUCUUCGGGGAGGUUCAUGAUGGAUUUUAUAAAAGCCCAACAGGGGAGAGGAUCCGUGUGGCCAUUAAAACAUGCAAGGACUGUUCAGCUGAUGUGAAGGAGAAGUUUCUCAGUGAAGCUGGCUUGAUGAAAAAUUUGGAUCAUCCCUACAUUGUGCGUCUAAUCGGAGUCAUUGAGGUUGAUCCUGUCUGGAUCAUCAUGGAGCUCUAUGAACUUGGAGAGUUGGGGAACUAUCUCAAUCAGCAGCAGUACAUCAUCUCAACUACAACGUUAAUCCUGUACUGUCUACAAAUCUGCAAAGCCAUGGCUUACCUGGAGGGCCUCAACAUGGUGCACAGAGAUAUAGCCGUUAGAAAUAUCUUGGUGGCAUCCCCUGAGUGCGUCAAGCUUGGUGACUUUGGUCUGUCUCGCUAUGUUGAUGAUCAAGAGUAUUACAAAGCCUCAGUUUGUCGAUUACCGAUCAAAUGGAUGGCACCAGAAUCCAUCAACUUCAGACGCUUUACCACAGCCAGUGAUGUCUGGAUGUUUGGUGUCUGUGUGUGGGAGAUCUUCUCGAUGGCCCAGCAGCCGUUCUUCUGGCUGGAGAACGGGCAGGUGAUCAAUCAGCUCGAGUCGGGGAUCCGACUCCCAAAACCGCAGCUCUGCCCACCCACCAUCUACUCCCUGCUCACCCACAGCUGGAACUACAGGCCAGAAGCCCGGCCCAGCUUCAGCGAGCUCGUCUGCUCCCUGAGUGAGAUCCACAGAACGGAGCAGGAGGUUGACACGAGGCAUGUUAUAUCACGCUCUGACCCAUCUCUGCUCAGCCCCAAACACACAGAGCCUCCACCCAAGCCAUCCAGAAUACAAGGCAACACCCUUCCUCGGGUUUCACGCAUACCGGCAGCAGACAGGGAUACUAGGCCAGUGUGGGAAAAAGAGAGAUCGCGAGUUGAGGACACUUUACAGAGACAAAGAAAAGAGAUGCUGAUGGAUAAACAGUGGCUGGAGCAGGAGGAGAAACAACUGGAUCCUGUGGUGCGAGUAGAUUCAUGCGCCAAGCCUCCUGAGAAAAGCCCAAAUAAUGGUCCUCCAGUGAAGCCUCCCAUGCCUCCUGCAGACACACAGUCUCAGGCCACAGCUGAGCUGGACCGAUCAGGUGAUCAGGUUUACACUGGCGUCAUGGCGAUAGUGAAACAGGUGGUCCAGCUCAAGAAUGAUGUCAACAGGCUCCCGGCCUCGGAGUAUACCAACGCCGUCAAAGCGGUGGGUAUCACUCUUCGUAGCCUGAUUCAAAGUGUUGAUGAGAUCCUGCCUUCUCUGCACAGCUCUGUUACAACAGAGAUCGAGGGCACAAAGAAACUGCUGAACAAGGAUCUAGGAGAGCUCAUCAAUAAGAUGCGACUGGCCCAGCAGAACUCCGUCACGUCGCUGAAGGAGGAGUGCCAGCGGCAGAUGUUGGCAGCCAGUCACACUCUGGCACUCGACUCCAAAAACCUGCUGGAUGCAGUGGACCAGGCUCGAGUCAGAGCCAACCUGGCCAAGCCCAAACCAGACUCUGAAGAUGCAUAAAAUUCAGAGGAAUGAGGAGCAAACAAGUUCACUGGUGAUCAAAUGGAUGUGGAAUUUACCGUGGACAGCAGGAGGAUGCAUCUGUUUUUCUUCAAGUAAGAAAAGCAAGUAGAAGGUUUUGUGGUUUUAACAUCAGAUCUGUUCCUGUGAAAAUCUGCAGCGCUUCCCUGUAUUCAUGCUAAUAAAAGAUAACAUAAUAUAUGUGAAUUUUCUCUUAAAGAAAUGAAUCAUGGUAAGUUACACUGAGCGUUUCUUACAAGCUAAACAAAUCGAACUGUAUAAACGUAGUAAAGUUUUACUACUGUUUUAUUACUGUUAAUUCUUCGUUUUUAUUAUUUUUACUACAACAUUCGGUACCUCUGUUGUUAUUUCUGAGACAGUGUGUCAACAUUUAUGUAUCCAGUGACAUUUUCAGUUAAUGUCACUGUUUGUGUCUAAUGAUAUUUAUUCAAAGAUGGACUAACUCAAACAUUUCAGUCUGCACUAUCUGCAACAGCUAAAUAUGACUUUGUGAGAAGUGAGGUCAACGAGGUUCUUUGAUUACUUCAAACUAAAUUUGAAUUAUGAGUGAUAAGAAACUCUUUAAACAGACGAUAAUUUCUUGCACAGACAGGAAGGAGGAAAAACAAAGAACUGUAACAGUUUGUUAUUUGAUAUUGUAUCCAAAUCUGUUAUAGGGCCUCCAAAUAUCAAAAUUUGGAUUUUUAAAUCACAAUAUGAUUAAAACAAUUGAGUGCUAUAAGAAUGAUCAAUUAUGGCCAAAAAUGAGGUCAUGGUGGUGCCAGAGGUCAGCGGAAAAGUCAGGGCAUCACCAAAGAAACAAACAUUCAUGAAUGUUUGUACAAGAUUUCAUAGUAAUCUAACCACUAUUUGUUGAGAUAUUUGAGUUUGGAUCAAAGGGGUGUUUAAAAAUGUGUCCAUAAUGUCAUCAUGAAAAUUACUGUUUAGCAGAGAAAAUAAAUGUGUCUUUCUCUGCACUGUGUGCUUGCUUGUCUAAUUUUAUGUUACUGUGAAAUGUUAUUUUGUUUUUUCUAUUUUUAGUAAUAUUAAAAAGCACACCCUCAAAAAUGCAAUGGCUCUUAAUAAUAAUAAUAAUCCAUCCCAUACAUACAUACUGUACCUCCGUAACAGCCAAAGUGUCACUGCUUUUAACUACUUAUCUUUUGACGGUUGUUUCUCAUGCUUGACUUCAUUAUGUGACACUGCAAGACUGAUUUAAAUAGAUUGAAUCGUUUGCGUCCUGUUGUUUUAUCAUUUUGCAGGGACAUUUCUUUGUGUUGCAACUGGAAAAUCAAGCUGCAUGUCCUGAACACUUAAAAUAACCCUUUAAUUCUUUAGACACGUUUUCUGCAGCAAAGUGUAUAAUACAAGAUACAUCCUUAAGUAGCAAAAAGUAGCAAAAAGUGAUUAAACAUUGUUUAUCACUCAUCCUACAGUAUGAACACUUGUUCAUCAUGCACAGAUUUUCCAUAAAAUCACACAGUGCUUCCUAGACGUAAAACACUCCGUCUUUGUCAUUGUUCAUUGUUUCACUAAGGAAAUGAACAUCUAGCCUAAUAACGUACAAUAGUAUGGAAAAUACAUUCUUGUAAAGUGACUGAUGUAAUAAGAUUCAGGCCUCCCAUGUGGAUAAAUCAGCCACAUAUUUUAAUUGUGUAUAUUUUUGAAUGGAGUUCAGCCUGGAGUUUGCACGUAUAUGUCUGGGUCA
This is a messenger RNA of Thunnus maccoyii (southern bluefin tuna), 5072 nucleotides long. RefSeq names its product protein-tyrosine kinase 2-beta-like. Bases 533 to 3364 code for a protein of 943 amino acids. Lineage: Eukaryota; Metazoa; Chordata; Actinopteri; Scombriformes; Scombridae. The record is from RefSeq and is a predicted model, not a curated record. The transcript is spliced from 29 exons. Gene Ontology annotation, cellular component: focal adhesion; cytoskeleton. Gene Ontology annotation, biological process: signal complex assembly; protein phosphorylation. Gene Ontology annotation, molecular function: protein tyrosine kinase activity; ATP binding.